AUGGCCAAGAUCCGGCAUACAAUCGCAGCUCUCGCAAUUGUUUCUCGCGUCAUGCUUGCCCUCAACGAGCAACUGCUGUUGGGAUGCGAGUUCUUCUCACUCACCGAAGGCAACUGUUCCGACUUGGUGGCCCAGGGUUUGGCCAUCCAGGAAGAAUUGGACGUGGCAUUCAUGUUAUGCGAGGGGUCUGAGGUGGAAGAGGUGUUCAAUGGCUUUGCAGUAACGCUGCGCAUGUUUCUUUCUCCUGACGGGGUCUUCUAUGUCCAUGCUGCAACACUACGGCCGGGUCGCCAUAGAAUACAUCUUCAAACUAACCACGUGCGUUUUCAGUGGCAAGCAGCCGCAAAGGAAUUAUCGUUGAAGAAGCGGCACUUUGGCACUGUUGGCGUAUUUGGUCAGGCGUGUGGUAAUGUGGACACCAUGGUUUGGCCACCCGGUGAAUGGUAUGUCCCGCGAGUGAAGGCGCAGCCUCAGCACUGCUUCCAGACGCCGCUUGCUCACCACUGUUGUCAACCCAUGCGUCCCCAGUGCUGGGGCUACAAUCAACUGCUCACUUUUGCCUGCUGCUCCGUGCCUUACGAAACGGCUUCCACCUCGACCUGUUUGGUGUCAAACCCUGUGUACCCGAACAAAAAUCAAGAUUGCCGAGGGCAGCCACUGAAUUUUUUUCGUGCCUUCGCAGAUGGAAAUGAGCUUAAAGUUAUUGUUGGAGGCAGAAUACUGAAGCAUUCGGACAUCAACGCUUCGUUGGCGACCGGCUGCCUGCUGCAGAGUGUGAUUUAUCUAUUUCAUGAACUUCACCAUCUCAGCCACAACGGAGAGUGGCUAGUUGCAAUUCCCGUGCAACGCCUCGUUGGCUAUGUGCGCCUGUUCCAGGAGCUUCUUGAGAGAUGCGAUUUGGAAGGACAGAUGUUCUACCACCUGACCGGGCUCCUUCCAGAGCAGAUGCUCUACUUGGUUUGGCUGUCAACUGGGAGGCGCUACCAUUGGUUGCUGGACACGCUGUCGUUGCCGGGUCGGCCGAUGGUCGUGGAUGUGGGUGCAGCUGGUGGCCUUGACAGUUCGCUGUAUUUGGCACUCGGUGCUCGAGUUGUGGCCUACGAGGCCAAUCUUUUCGCGUACAACUGCACGGCGAGCCGACUGGAGCCGGCACUUCGAAGGGGCCUUCUCCAGCUGCACAGUGCCAAGAUCAGCCGAGGACGAGGACACGAAGAAUUUGUGGGCUCAAUCCAUGCUUUGGACUUCGAGCGGGCUGGAGAAGCUGAGCUGCCCAAAUACACUGCGGACAGGUUCGCGAACACGGUGCAGCUGCUCGCCACGAGCUGUGCUGACAUUAUCGUUGAGCAGGGUACACCUUUUUACAUGAAGAUCGAUGUUGAAGACGCAACCAAAAUGUGUCUCGAUUCUUUGGGCGAAAUUGUGGAAACCUCCAGACCGGCACUCAUCUCGGCAGAGAUAGAGGACGAAACUGUGCUGAUGCGUUUGGCAGCAUUGGGCUACCAGAGCUUUAAAAUCGUGCGCCAGUCGCCUCACGGCUUUUUGAGAUCAACGGCUUCCGGUGCUUGCGCCCUUCAUGGUGCAAAACUGCUGAAGGAGAGUGCGACCGGCUUGUUCGGUGAUUUCGCAACUGAUUUGAUCACCGGAGCGGAAUGGCAAUCCUUCGCAGAUGCUUUGGACCUAUAUACGACAGUAGCAAACCCACAUGUUAGGUCGGCUGUGGCAGCAUGGUUUCCAUCUGCGAACUCCGAGUGGUAUGAUGUCCAUGCUCGACGCAUUGCUCCA
This is a messenger RNA of Symbiodinium sp. CCMP2456, 1782 nucleotides long. Lineage: Eukaryota; Dinophyceae; Suessiales; Symbiodiniaceae. The record is from the annotation of a GenBank genome assembly.